CUUCCUUGGCCAUCUGCCGUCGGAUUCAGGCCCCCCCAUCGUGACUUGGUCGCAGCCAUGACUCAAAAGGCGUUUGAUGCGGGGCAGGUCCUCACGAAGCUCUCGCUCGACGACAAGAUCCGGCUUUGUUCGGGUGCUGACUUUUGGCGCACCUACUCGGAUGCCUCGGUGGGCCUCCCCUUCUAUGCCAAGCUCACCGACGGGCCCAACGGUGCGCGCGGUGGGGGCGACUUCAACAACUCGACGCCCGCCGCGCUGUUCCCCUCGCCCUCGUGCCUCGGCGCGACGUUUGACGUGGCGCUGGCGCGGCGCAUGGGCGAGGGCAUCGCGCGGGACUCGCGCUCGAAGCGCUGCCACGUCAGCCUGGCGCCGACGAUCAAUAUCCAGCGCGACCCGCGCGCGGGCCGCUUCUUUGAAUCGUACAGCGAGGACCCCGUGGUGAGCGGCGAGAUCGGCGCUGCAUGGGUGCGCGGCUGCCAGAGCGUCGGCGUGGGUGCGACGCCCAAGCACUUUGUAGGAAACGAGGCCGAGACGGAGCGGAUGCGGUCGAGCUCCGAUGUGGCGCCCGCGGCGCUCCGCGAGGUCUACCUCGAGCCGUUCAAGCGCAUCUUCCGCGAGCUGGCCAGAGACCAUGCGCAGAAGAGAGAAAAGGGCGGGGCGAGAGGAGGGAGCGAGGACGUGUUUGGAGGGCAGCCGGCGUGCAUUAUGACGGCAUACAACCGCCUCAACGGCUGGUCCUGCAGCGAAAACGAGGCGCUGCAGGUCGGCAUCCUCCGCAACGAGUGGGGCUUCAAGGGACUCGUUAUGAGCGAUUGGUUCGCUUUACAUGCGCACGGGCUCCGUGCGACCAACUUGGAAAUGCCCGGCCCGUCCCUUCAUCGUCGGUUGGACGCAGUCAAGCAGCUGCUCAAGGAGGGCAAAGUCACGACAGAGGACAUUGAUCGCAAUGCCGAGGCCGUGCUGCGCCUCUUGAAGAAGGUCAGUCCACUCGGCUUCAGCUCCUCGCCCGACAAGGAGCAGGAGGAGAGCAUCGACGAUGCCGCGAUCAACACAUCGAUUCGCCAGAUUGCCGCCGAGGGCGCCGUGCUCGUCAAGAACGACGAUAAUAUCCUUCCACUAGAUCCCAACAGAGUCAAGAAGAUCGCCUUGAUUGGCAAACCGUGGACAGACGCGAUUCAGUCGGGCGGAGGAAGCGCAAACCUGACACCUCAGAAGGUCACUGCGCCGCUCGACUGCCUGCGUGACACCUUGUCCAGGGACGGCCAUGCUCACGUCGAGCUGCUGCACCACUUUGGCACGGAGAUCCAUCGCUUCCCGCCCAAUCCUUCUUCGCACGCGCUCGAGGGCAAAAAGGUCCGGCUCGAUUUCCUCAAGGAAGGGCAGCCUGUCACCACGACCGAGGUCGACUUGCCCUUUCUGGACCGCUCCGCUCCGCUCCCGGGCGAGGAAAAGGGAGAGAAGGUCGACUUCGACACGGUCAAGGCGCAAUUCCAGCUCAAGGGCAGCGAUGCUGGGACCUACCGGCUCGGUCUAAUUGCGUUCGGCACCCUCAAGGUGCAAGUCGUCAGGGAUGGCAAACAAACGGACGAGUGGGACUACCAGGGCGAGAGAAGCUUCUUCGACUAUGUCCUCAACCCGGCACGAGUCUGGGAGCCAAGGCUGUUCGAGAUGGGCCAAGAUGAGGCUGUUACGAUUCAGCUUGAGUACAGCCGAGAAGCCUUUUCGAUGCCAGGUAUAUCUCCAGAGGAGGCCUAUGCAGCUCGAGCCUUUGGAUUCCGCGUCGGCUUCGAGCGGCAGAUUGACGACGAGGCCGCUCUGAAGGAAGCCAGCGAGCUGGCUGCCAAGUGCGACGUGGCCAUCAUCAUGACGGCCACUGGCAAGGAAUUUGAGUCGGAAGGCUUUGACCGUGACACGCUCAAGCUGCCUCGCAGGCAGGACGACCUGGUCAAGGCUGUGGCAAAGGUCCAGAAGAAGACAGUGGUACUCAACCAGACGGGCAGCGUCGUGGAGAUGCCAUGGAUUGAUGAGGUCAAGGGCAUCAUCCAGGCCUGGUUUGGCGGUCAAGAGACCGGCUGGGCCAUCUGCGAUGUCUUACUCGGGCACGGACGGGCGCCAGCCAGCGGCCGGUUCGCCCAGACAUGGGCUAAAUCACUGAAAGACCACCCCUCCGGCCAGCACAAAGACGAAUUCCCGGGCACGCACCGUGCUGGUGACAUCGAGGGCCCGCACGUCACCUACGCCGAAGGCAGGCUCGUUGGCUACAAGUGGUAUGACCGCCGGUCUGUCGAGCCCCUCUUCUGGUUUGGCCAGGGCCUUGGUGGCUACACGACAUUCGAGGCCAGCUUUGCCAACAAGCAAGAAGGUCCUCUGACUUUGACGCGAGAGACGGGCGCAGUGCCGAUCAAGAUCCAGAUCAAGAACACAGGCAAGCGAAGCGGAAAGUACGUGGUGCAAGUGUAUGUCAGGCGAGCAAUGGCAGCGGACCGCGAGGAAGACGAACCGAACCAAAAGCUCGCGGCUUUCCUGGCCGUACAGACCGGCGCGGGUCAAACGACCGUGGUGGAUCUCAAAGUCGAGAAGGAGGACGUGAGUUCGUGGGACGAGGCGCAGAAGAAGUGGCGCGUCGAGGCGGGCCAGUAUGACUUGAUACUGGCCAAAUCGGCAGAUCCAAGAGCCAGCAUCGAGGAGGUACCUUUACAGGUCGACCAGGGAUGGGUCUGGGAAGGCAUCGGAGACGUGUAGAAGACCAAGGCGCAAUAACAAAGACAGGCAGACUGGACAAUGGAAGUAAUGAAUGAUUGUCAUGUGAUGAU
This is a messenger RNA of Acaromyces ingoldii, 2813 nucleotides long. RefSeq names its product glycoside hydrolase. Gene Ontology annotation, biological process: glucan catabolic process. NCBI's taxonomy places the organism in Eukaryota, Fungi, Basidiomycota, Exobasidiomycetes, Exobasidiales, Cryptobasidiaceae. The transcript has 6 exons. The record is from RefSeq and is a predicted model, not a curated record. Gene Ontology annotation, molecular function: beta-glucosidase activity. The coding region runs from base 58 to 2742 and encodes 894 amino acids.